Molecule: messenger RNA, 4454 nt
Organism: Nothobranchius furzeri (turquoise killifish)
Lineage: Eukaryota; Metazoa; Chordata; Actinopteri; Cyprinodontiformes; Nothobranchiidae
Product: NADH-ubiquinone oxidoreductase chain 5
Biological process (GO): G protein-coupled receptor signaling pathway
Cellular component (GO): membrane
Molecular function (GO): mating-type factor pheromone receptor activity
Source: RefSeq, a predicted model, not a curated record
CAGGAUCACAAACACGGUGUGCGGUUGCAGAACCGCGGCCUCCCGCUGGUCCGGCUCGGUUCCGCUCAGGUUCUGCCGGACUCCGUCUGAGCUCGAAGUUGACAUUUCUGCUGAGAGGCGAGAAAAGAAGCGGAACGUGUCCCAGGAGUCACCGCGGUACCGAGGGUGGCGCGCGGGGGAGGAGGAUGAAAUCUGGGGAAGAUAAAAGGGCUGAGAGGAGGAGGAGGAAGCCGGAGUACCCGGAGAGAACCCACACAUGCACAGGGAGAACAUGGAAACUCCAUGCAGAAAGACCCCAGGCUGGGAUGUGAACCCAGGACCUUCUUGCUGCAAGGCAACAGCGCUAAUCUCUGCACCACUGUGCAACAUCUGAACAUGACAAGUCCUGGAGCUCAAACAUGGCGUAUAUCUGUUAACCGGUUCAGAUGGCGUCAGACGGCUGAUUCGAUCCAGAGCCAGGAUCUAGAUGCAGACUGAAGGGAUUUUCAGGUUCCUCCGGCUAAACAUCAGGAACCUGGAGGAUGUUCUGUGUAUAAAGAACCUGGGAGCAGGUCGCUAACCUGGUUCUGAGGCAUUGUCAGCUGGACUCUAUCCAAGAUGGACCAGAACCACUACGGACAGGUCAGAUGGACUGUGCUGGUGCCCAAAGGAGCAUCCCGACUAGUAUCAGCAGCACCAAGCCCAAACUUUUGGACCUGAGCUGGUGCAGGCUUGGAUCAGAACCUUCAUCCAUGCCUGCAUCCAAGGAUGAAAACUUGAAUCAUAUCAUUCUGAAGUCUGAACCAGAACCAGAGGUCCAUUCCGAGUCAGACUCAGGGAAACCAAAGAAAGAAAAGAAAAAACGGGCUUCCCAUGUUUCUGAUUUGGGUUUGAAUGUGAGAGCAGGAAGUAACCUGCAUCCUGGCAUCGAUGAUAACACUUUCCCUCAGAAAGCUACGUUAACCCUCCAGGGAGACAAACAGGUUAUUAAACAUCUCAGAGUCUCCGCGUGGCCUCCACGUGGUCACAUGACCAGUGGGCCACUGGACAAUAAGUUAUAUUUACAUGAACAUGUUUUUAUCUUGUUCUAGUUUCAACUUGCAACAAGCAAACAUGAACACAAGCCAGACUCACAAACACAAACAACCAACAGGAAGUCUUUUCAGUUUGUCAAAGCUUCAGAAGAACAACAGGAAGAAUAUUCAGAACGUUUCCUGUCAAACACUUUCUGGAAAAGGUGCAAAGUCACAGCAAGAAAUACGGAACCAUGGAGAGACCAUAAGAGACGUCAGUUCAGUCCAAAUCGGCUCGGUCUAACUGCUGAAAAAUCAAAUCUGGUCGAGUUAUUGUUAAAACCUCAUUUGUUAAAAAAAUGCCACAAAAAAGCAUCAUCAUCAUUAUUGUCUUCAUUAUAAUCCUCACCACCAUCAUCAUCACCACCGUAAUAAUAAUCAUCUCCAUCAUUAUCUCCACCAUCAUCAACACCAUCAUCAUCAUUAUUGUCUUCAUUAUAAUCCUCACCAUCAUCAUCAUCAUCACCAUAAUAAUAAUCAUCAUCAUCAACACCAUCAUUAUCUCCACCAUCAUCAUCAUCAUUAUUGUCUUCAUUAUAAUCCUCACCAUCAUCAUCAUCAUCAUCACCACCGUAAUAAUAAUCAUCUCCAUCAUUAUCUCCACCAUCAUCAACACCAUCAUCAUCAUCAUCAUAAUCAUCAUCAUCACCACCAUCAUCUCCACCAUCAUCAUCACCACCAUCAUCAUCAUCAUAAUCAUCAUCAUCAUCAUCAUCAUCAUCAUCACCACCACCAUCAUCAUCACCACCAUCAUCUCCACCACCAUCAUCACCACCAUCAUCAUCAUCAUCAUCAUUAUCUCCACCAUCAUCAUCAACACCAUCAUUAUCUCCACCAUCAUCAACACCAUCAUCAUCAUAAUCAUCAUCAUCAUCAUCAUCACCACCAUCAUUAUCUCCACCAUCAUCAACACCAUCAUCAUCAUAAUCAUCAUCAUCAUCAUCACCACCAUCAUUAUCUCCACCAUCAUCAUCAACACCAUCAUCAUCAUCAUAAUCAUCAUCAUCAUCAUCAUCACCACCAUCAUUAUCUCCACCAUCAUCAUCAACACCAUCAUCAUCACCACCAUCAUUAUCUCCACCAUCAUCACCAACACCAUCAUCAUCACCACCAUCAUUAUCUCCACCAUCAUCAUCAACACCACCAUCAUCAUCUCCAUCAUUAUCUCCACCAUCAUCAACACCAUCAUCAUCAUCAUAAUCAUCAUCAUCAUCAUCAUCACCACCAUCAUUAUCUCCACCAUCAUCAUCAACACCAUCAUCAUCACCACCAUCAUUAUCUCCACCAUCAUCAUCAACACCAUCAUCAUCAUCAUAAUCAUCAUCAUCAUCAUCACCACCAUCAUUAUCUCCACCAUCAUCAUCAACACCAUCAUCAUCAUCAUAAUCAUCAUCAUCAUCAUCACCACCAUCAUUAUCUCCACCAUCAUCAUCAACACCAUCAUCAUCACCACCAUCAUUAUGGUCUUCAUUAUAAUCCUCACCAUCAUCAUCAUCAUCAUCAUCGCCACCGUAAUAAUAAUCAUCUCCAUCAUUAUCUCCACCAUCAUCAACACCAUCAUCAUCAUCAUAAUCAUCAUCAACAUAAUCAUCAUCAUCACCACCAUCAUUAUCUCCACCAUCAUCAUCAACACCAUCAUCAUCAUCAUAAUCAUCAUCAUCAUCAUCACCACCGUAAUAAUAAUCAUCUCCAUCAUUAUCUCCAUCAUCAUCAACACCAUCAUCAUCAUCAUAAUCAUCAUCAACAUAAUCAUCAUCAUCACCACCGUAAUAAUAAUCAUCUCCAUCAUUAUCUCCAUCAUCAUCAACACCAUCAUCAUCAUCAUAAUCACCAUCAUCAUCAUCAUCAUCAUCGCCACCGUAAUAAUAAUCAUCUCCAUCAUUAUCUCCAUCAUCAUCAACACCAUCAUCAUCAUCAUAAUCAUCAUCAACAUAAUCAUCAUCAUCACCACCAUCAUUAUCUCCACCAUCAUCAUCAACACCAUCAUCAUCAUCAUAAUCAUCAUCAUCAUCAUCACCACCAUCAUUAUCUCCACCAUCAUCAUCAUAAUCAUCAUCAUCAUCAUCACCACCAUCAUUAUCUCCACCAUCAUCAUCAACACCAUCAUCAUCACCACCAUCAUUAUGGUCUUCAUUAUAAUCCUCACCAUCAUCAUCAUCAUCAUCGCCACCGUAAUAAUAAUCAUCUCCAUCAUUAUCUCCAUCAUCAUCAACACCAUCAUCAUCAUCAUAAUCAUCAUCAACAUAAUCAUCAUCAUCACCACCAUCAUUAUCUCCACCAUCAUCAUCAACACCAUCAUCAUCAUCAUAAUCCUCAUCAUCAUCAUCACCAUCAUUAUCUCCACCAUCAUCAACAACACCAUCAUCAUCACCACCAUCAUUAUCUCCACCAUCAUCAUCAACACCAUCAUCAUCACCACCAUCAUUAUCUCCACCAUCAUCAUCAACACCAUCAUCAUCAUCAUAAUCAUCAUCAUCACCAUAAUCAUCAUCACCAUCGCCAUAAUCAUAAUCAUCAUCAUCUCCAUCAUCAUCGCCACCACCAUAAUCAUCAUCACCAUCACCACCAUCAUCAUCAUCACCAUCGUCAACACCAUCAUUAUCUCCACCAUCAUCAUCGCCACCACCAUCAUCACCAUCGUCAACACCAUCAUUAUCUCCACCAUCAUUAUCAUCAUUGCAUCGAUAUUCCUGAUCUAAUGGGGACUUCCACCAGGGUAGGUAGACCGGCAAAUGGCGUCGAAUGUGUUUAUGAACCUCCUAACCAAAGCUUAAAGCGAAGACAUCCCCUUCAGUUCCCGUCAGAACUAAUCACUUCUUCAGAUUUGCUGGUUCUAAUUAACAUCACACGUCAUCCAAUCACCACCUCAUCCACCUUAGUUACACCAUACAUUUGGUUUAAAGUCAGUCUAGUUUAAUUUGUUAGUAAUAAAAUUCUUAACUUUUAAACUUGACUCUCUUCUGUUGUCUCUGAGUGAAAACGGAGCGGUUAUCUAAUCCCUGCAAUAAAAAGAUCCAACCUUCUGGUUUAAAAUAACCCACAGAUCCGUAAGGUGGACUUCAUAUUUCCUGUGGAAUCCUACGCCUUAUGGCUCAUUAAGUAACACGUAAUCUAAUUCAUUACAUCAUCAACACAAUCAUCAUCAUCAUCAUCACCAUCAUUAUCUCCAUCGUCACAAUCAUCAUCAUCACCAUCUUCACCAUCAUCAUCAUCACCAUCAUCAUCACCACCAUCAUUAUCAACACCAUCAUCAUCACCAUCAUCAUCACCACCAUCAUUAUCAACACCAUCAUCAUCAUCAUCAUCAUCACCACAAUCAUCAUCACCAUCAUUAUCUCCACCAUAAUAAUAAUCAUCAUCAUUAUCUCCAUCAUCACCAUCAUCACCAUCAUUAUCUCCAUC